Messenger RNA from Colletotrichum abscissum, 963 nucleotides. RefSeq names its product fungal cellulose binding domain-containing protein. The record is from RefSeq and is a predicted model, not a curated record. Gene Ontology annotation, biological process: carbohydrate metabolic process. Bases 1 to 963 code for a protein of 320 amino acids. The transcript has 4 exons. Gene Ontology annotation, cellular component: extracellular region. NCBI's taxonomy places the organism in Eukaryota, Fungi, Ascomycota, Sordariomycetes, Glomerellales, Glomerellaceae. Gene Ontology annotation, molecular function: cellulose binding.
AUGAAGUGGAACACCUUCGCCGUGGUCGUAGCAAUCGCGGCCAGAAAAAGUGCCGCUCAUGCCACUUUCCAACAACUCUGGUGUGCAAGAUUGCCCCAAAGCAACUCGCCCGUUACCAAUGUCGCCGGCAACGAAGUCAGAUGCAACGUCGGCGGAACAAGCGGCGUAAACGCUAAAUGCCCUGUCAAGGCCGGUGGAACGGUCACCAUUGAGAUGCAUCAGCAAAACGGCGACAGAAGCUGCAAGAAUGAAGCCAUCGGCGGCGCGCACUACGGCCCGGUCAUAGUCUACCUCAGCAAAGUCGACAACGCCGCCACAGCCGACGGUUCUGCUGGCUGGUUCAAGAUCUUACAAGACGGCUGGUCCGCCAAAUCCGGCUCCGGCUCCGGCGAUGACGAUAAUUGGGGCACCAAAGAUCUCAACACCUGCUGCGGCAAGAUGGAUAUCCCCAUCAGCAAAGAUAUCGCCGACGGAGACUACCUUCUCCGGGCGGAAGUCAUUGCUCUCCAUGCUGCCGGGCCUUCAGGCGGAGCGCAGCUCUAUAUGACGUGCUUCCAGCUUUCGGUCUCGGGCGGUACGGGGACGGCGAAACCCGCGACAGUCAGCUUCCCCGGUGCGUACAAGGCGAGCGAUCCCGGAAUUGCUGUCAACAUCCAUGCAAAGCUGUCUGGAUAUACGGUCCCCGGUCCUGCUGUCGCUUCGAUCGGGACUACGAAGACGGCAGGUUCUGGAUGUAGUGGUUGCGCAUCUACGUGCGAUGCUGCCAAAGGACCUGUCGGCACGGCGCUCCCUGUCUCACCUGUCGGUGGAGGAGGUACGUCUCCUGGCACUGGAAACCCGCCGUCGUGUACUGUUCAGAAGUAUGCGCAGUGUGGUGGUCAGGGUUGGACGGGAUGCACCACCUGUGCCUCAGGUUCAACUUGCCAGGGUGUCUCGGCGCCAUACUACUAUCAGUGUGCUUAG